Colletotrichum karsti is the source of this 1266-nucleotide messenger RNA. RefSeq names its product BAR domain-containing protein. The transcript has 4 exons. Bases 1 to 1266 code for a protein of 421 amino acids. Gene Ontology annotation, molecular function: protein binding. The record is from RefSeq and is a predicted model, not a curated record. Gene Ontology annotation, cellular component: cytoplasm. Lineage: Eukaryota; Fungi; Ascomycota; Sordariomycetes; Glomerellales; Glomerellaceae.
AUGAACUUCACCAAGAAAUUCGACCGCGCCUUCCAAUGGGCCGGCGAGAAGAUGGGCUCCGAGUCCAAGACCGGCCACUCGGACGAAUUCAAAAUGUUGGAGCAGGAAAUGGCCCUCCGAUAUGACGGUAUGGAAAGGCUGCAAAAGUCUACCAACACAUACGUCAAGUGGAUCGCCCGCCGCGGCGAAGGCUUCGAAGACAAGGAGAAGGGACUGCCCAUCGCCUUCGUCGGUCGCAUGAUGAUUUCCCACGGCGAGGAAUUCGAAUCAGACUCCGAUUUUGGCGCCUGUCUGCUCGCCCUUGGCCGAACCAACGAGCGCUUGGCCGGCAUCCAAGAAGGCUAUGCGUCGGAAAUCACCAACAACUGGCUCGAAUCCGUUGAGAGGUCGCUGGCUAUGAUGAAAGAAUACCAGGCCGCACGGAAGAAGCUCGAGUCGCGUCGAUUGGCCUAUGAUGCGGCCAUAAGUAAGAUGCAAAAAACGAAGCGCGAGGAUUUCCGUCUCGAGGAGGAACUCCGCACCGCACGCGCCAAGUUUGAGGAGGCAGGCGAGGACGUGAUGCGCCGCAUGCAGGACAUCAAGGAAGCUGAGGCCGACAACGUCCGCGACCUGACCGGCCUGCUCGACGCCGAGUUGGACUACCACGAGCGCUGCGCCGACGAGCUCCGCCGCCUUCGCCAGGGCUGGGCCGGUAACAACGCUCCCGCCUCCCCCUCCGACCGCCGUCUCGGAAACGGCCGCGGCAGGUCCAACACCACCCGUUCCUUCAACGACUACUCGUCCCGCAACCAGCACGUAGAGGAGGAACCCGAGCCGAUGCCCGUACGCAUGCCCAUUCGUUCGAACCGUUCCGAGGUGAACCGCUCCGAGAGCACUAGGUUCGGCGCGUCGGCAGAACCCGCGAGACCGUCCAUCGGUAGGUCCCAGACGUUCCAGGGCCCAGCCGCCGCCGAGCGCCGAUCGAUUGCUACUCCCCCGGUGCCGAGUGUGCCCAACGUGGGCUCUUUGCGUGGAAAUUUGAGACCUACAGGCAAGUCUCUUGGUAGAGACGAUGUUUUUGCCGACCGGGAUGAUGACCACACGACAGCCAGCGGAAGCGGCAGUCCAGAAUGGGGCGACCGCAGCGCCAGCCCCGCGACGAGCAUGGGCAGCCUGACUAGAAGCACGAGCAACCUGCAGUCCAAGAAGGCGCCUCCUCCUCCUCCCCCGAGCCGCGCAAAGAAGCCGGCACCACCGAUUCCCGCCAAGAGAGAGGUUGGGUAUUAG